CGAGAACGUCACGCCUGGCCUGGCCAUCUAUCGGUCGCUUGGUGAACCAGAGGCUGCCUGGGAUAUAUGUUUUUAAACGUCGUAGAGAUAUCUCAGAGACAUCUUAAAAAUAUUUAUGUUUUUCGAUUAGGUAUCAAUAAAGAUAGUCAUGUGCAAAUGUUGCACAGAUAUCUUUUUCAAAGAAAAAUGUGAUAUAGAGUUAUGAGAUAUCUUACAGAUAUUCUGUGAAUAUCUGAAAAUAAAAUAUCUCAGAUAUGACUUAAAAUUGUAGGCAUAUACAUAUGCGAUUAUGUCAGCUGAUAUAUUUUGCUGUGUAGGUUCUAAUCAUCAUAAAGUCGACUUCUAAUUGCCAUAAAGUCAACUUAUAAAUCCACUUUUGGCUGACUGAUAGACGACUAUAGUCGAGUCAUUUGUUGACUAUUAGCUGACUAUAGUUGACAUUCAGCCUGACUUUGAAGUCGACUUUAGACUUCUUCUGCCGACUGACAGUCAACAACUAACAGUCGACUUGGUGCUGUUUGGGUAGUCACUUCAGCAUCCCCAGCACUCAAAACUAUUGUGCAGUUAUUACGCUACAUUUGACAGUGACGAAUCAGGAUAAACUUGUUUAGCAUUGUAACAAUAAUAUAUUACAAUGUCGUUUAAUAUUAUAUAUUAUAGAAAUUUUUCUGAGGAUACGCUUCCAACGUUAACAAUUGAACUAAUUGGAUAUUUUAGUAAAGACGGUAACUCGCAAUAUCAUGCCGAUUUAUCGCAAUUAAAAUAUUAUAUUCCUCCUUCAAAUCCUAAUAACGUGUGUUACGAUCUCGACAAAAAUGUCACAUCUACUCAUCACAAAUCUGCUUUUCAUUGUAAAUUAAAUGAUAUAUUAAGGUGGGUUUCAGACAAUUUUUAUCGGCUUGAAAAACCAUUUUCAGUUUACGAACAUCGUUGGCUGAAUGUGGACUUUAUUUGCCGUCGUGGAUUAUUGAAAAGGUUAUUAUGUAGCCCAUAUAAAAGAUCUGACGGAUGGAUCAUUUGCGCUAGCAAGUACCGUGGUACGAUAUAUUUAUGCGAAUAUUAUACAGACGAGAAAGAGGCUCAAUAUGUCAACGCAACAACGGCAGAUAAACAAGUUACAUCACGGGGAUUCAAGUUUGAACAAUACAUGGUAGCAGAUCAUCCAUCACAUGUACCAGAUUCAUCAUUGCCUCUUAAUGAGUGUGAAGAAUUUCACUGUAUAUUUAAAGCAAACUUUGGCGAUCAUUCAUUAUUAUAUGGAGCAGAAAUGGACGGUAUUUUCUCAAAAGAACCCAUAACAGAUACACUUAUUGGCAAAACAAUUGAAUUCGUCGAGUUAAAAACUUUUCCAAUGUUUAAUGAAAAUGGAGAUAUACGUGGUACAAUUAGCUCUCAGUGUGCAUCAGCAUGGUGGAGUCAAAAUUAUUUAGCUAAUAUAAGCAAGCUUAUAUGUGGACUGAAAGAUAAAUCAGGCACAGUAAGAAUGAUUCGGGAAUAUCCGACAAAUGUUCUACCAACGUUUCCUACGAAACCUUAUAAUGUGGAUAAGUGCAAAAUGUUCUGCAAACUAUUUCUGGAUAAUGUCAAAAGAAUUGUUACUCAAGAUCACGAUAAGUGUAUGUACAAAUUUCACUGGAAUUCAUCUACCAGAAAUAUUAUAAGUUAUAACGAAGAAGCUCCUGAUAAUGAAACAUAUUUCUUCCUAAAAUCAUGGUUCAUCAGCAAAGCAGAAGAAUAUAGAAAUGCGUCCCAAAAUAUCUAAGAAUCUAAAAGAUUUUUAUGGAUGUACAAGCCAUGCAACUAUAAAAAGCAAACUAAGGGCCACUUCAACCAAACUCCGGUUAAUUUAAUCGUCGAUUAACUUACAGGGCGAUCAACAUAAAACUUAUAUUAUUUAUACGAGAAUUAUAUUAUUAGAGAUUUUUAUGUUGAUCGCCCUGUAAGUUAAUCGACGAUUAAAUUAACUGGAGUUUGGUUGAAGUGACCCUAAAUCUGCAUUAGGGAUAUCUUAUUUCAGAUGUCCAUUAAAUUUUCUUAUAUAUAUUUUUAGAAUUUUGUAUUAUUGCUUUGAUUUUAAUGAUUUUAAUUUCUGCAAAUGUGUUUAUCUAAUAUCAGUAAUAUAUGAAUGCAUUUUAUCGUAUAAUAUAUAUAGCUAUUGCAAAUAUCCGUGAAAGCUAUCAUAGUAUUAUUUUAAUUAUAUUCUUUGACGAGCAUGAUAAAUACGACUUAUUAUUCCUGAGAUAAAAGAUACAUGUAUGUAAAGAAAAUAUAUAUUUCUGAUUAUUUUAACAGGAACAAUUUUCCGCAAUUUUUUGUUAUGAUAUAAUAUAAAUAUUUUAUAUUUUAUAGUUUAAUGUAUAAUGUUUAAUGUUACACUGAAUAAGCUCAUAUAUUUAUGUUUCGCUCCGUUGUGGAACUUUUAUUGUACCAUUGAGUAAAAUAAAAGCUUUAUAUA
Ooceraea biroi (clonal raider ant) is the source of this 2455-nucleotide messenger RNA. RefSeq names its product decapping and exoribonuclease protein. Lineage: Eukaryota; Metazoa; Arthropoda; Insecta; Hymenoptera; Formicidae. Gene Ontology annotation, molecular function: mRNA 5'-diphosphatase activity. The record is from RefSeq and is a predicted model, not a curated record. Gene Ontology annotation, biological process: nuclear-transcribed mRNA catabolic process; NAD-cap decapping. Gene Ontology annotation, cellular component: nucleus; cytosol.